Molecule: messenger RNA, 2169 nt
Organism: Siniperca chuatsi (mandarin fish)
Lineage: Eukaryota; Metazoa; Chordata; Actinopteri; Centrarchiformes; Sinipercidae
Product: flavin reductase (NADPH)-like
Exons: 5
Coding region: 163-822 (219 amino acids)
Source: RefSeq, a predicted model, not a curated record
UUUCAGACACACCUGAACGCUACCGCUCUUGAACGCCUCCCUCACGUGACGUUCAAACGUAUGGCGAAGGAAGCGAACCUCCCCACAGUUAGUCUGAGACCAUUCGACGUUCGCUGUCCAUUGAUCAGCCCUGACUGAGCUCAGUGUGUCAAGAGUCUGAGGAUGAAGAUUGCCGUGCUGGGAGCCACUGGGCAGACUGGACAGUUUCUGGUCAACCAGGCGCUGCAGCAGGGUCACACCGUCACCGCCAUCGUCAGGAACCCGGGAAAACUCACCGUGCAUCAUGACAAUCUCAAGGUGGUUGAAGCUGAUAUUUUCUCGGCAGACAGUCUGAAGACUCAUUUCAAAGGACAGGAUGUGAUCAUGUCCUGCCUCGGCUUCCCCAACUCCUUCUUCUCGGCGGUGACGGGCUACACCCUGUCCAUGAACGCUAUGAUCAGCGCCAUGCGAGAAGCCCAGGUCAACAGGAUCAUCACCAUGACCUCCUGGUACACUGACCCUAACUCUGGAACGCAGUCAUCUUAUCUCAUCCGGUUCCUCCUGCUGCCGAUUAUCCGAAGCGUCCUCACCAACAUGCAUGAGAUGGAGCAGCUUCUGCAGAAGACUGAGGACAUCAACUGGACUGUGGUGCGCCCACCUGGUCUCAAGAACCUACCUGCCUCAGCUCAAGAGUUUCUGACCCAUGAUGGAUACUUUGUGCCCGACAGCAGUGGUCUCCCUGCAGGCAGCGCAGUGGGGAGAGGAGACGUGGCUCGCUUCAUGCUCUCUCUGCUCAACACCAACGCCUGGGUCAAGAAGGGAGUCGCCAUGACUACCAAAUGAGAAAGAAGAGAGACAGGGUCGGUUCACCCAAAGUACAAAAAAACUAUAUUUACUCACCAACCUCUAGUGGUAUCUAGCCAUGCAAAUAUUUUUCUUAAAUUUGAGAUAUCGGCCUUCUAGUCAACCUUUGUUUCCAGCAGCAGCAGGGUGCUGUUUUCAGCAAAAUAGCUCUGAUAAAUCCACUGUAGGCUACCUGCUGCGCACCAAAAAGCAGACAGACAAAGUUAGCGACUAGCUGGUUAAUGUAGUGGAGCAUUUAGCAGCUAAAGAGCCCGAUAUUUCCCCCAGGAGUUGGUGGAGAGCAAAACAGAGCUAAAAGGAGAGUGACUCACAUUCAUCAUUUUUCCAGAAACUUGCUAACAAGUUCACAACAGCUUUCUAAGGUGAUAAUAUUGUCAAUGUUGUUACUGCUGUAAACUUCAACAGUAAAAUCUCUCUUCAGACACUGUGUUUCCAUUACUCUGGAUAAUCCCAAGGACCUCACCGUAAGCAUUUUUCACUGGAACUACUUUUUAUCGAAGAACCAGUCCCUAUGAAAACUGUUGAUUGCACGCUGAGGGAAUUAUGCAGACUGAGGAUGUAAUUUCUAAAAAGAGAUGUUUUUUUUUAAAUGUUUCAAUGCUGUGAGCACCACAAACAAAAGUCAGUUCACCUCUAUAGUAGUAGUGACAUUGCAGUAACAGCAGAAAUUAUAUUUUUAACCCCUGGGUAAAUAAGCCAAAAAUAUCGUCAUGGUUAGAUACCACUAAAACAAUGGAGAGAAAAAAAAAGUGUUUUUAAUUUGAUUUAACAAAAUGUGCAGUCUAUUGACACACUGCCUUCAGUCUACUACUGGAUAAAAUGGUAUAACUGCCUUAUAUAGCCUAAUCUGUCUGGUGAAUGUCUUUUUAUUUACUCUUGUUUAACAUAUUCUUGUUUUUAUAUGUUUGAAAACCAUCAGUAAGUGUACCAUUUAAUUAUGUUGGUUUCUACUGAUUGUAGUACAUGAUUCAAUUCAGUUUUAUUUAUAUAGUGCCAAUUCAUAACAGAAGUUAUCUCAUUGCGCUUUUCCUAUAGAGCAGGUCUAGACCUUCCUCUUUAUAUUAUUAAUAUAAACAGACCCAACAAAUCAAAUGAUUAUGAUUUCAAAAACAAAUGAUUUCAGCCACAUGGGGUGUUGUGCCAUAUCUGGUAGCAGAAAGAGAAAGUCAGCUGGGUUUCCAACAUGUCCAUUUGCUGUUUUACUUACAGCUACUAGUUGAUAUCUCAUAAUGAAUGAAAAUCUUCAUACUGUACUCACAUGAGUACUUUAUAUUUAAAUAUGUACUGUAUCAGUUCUGUAGAAUAAACACACAAUAAUGAAACUGA